AUGCUGCUCGCUGACGGCUGCAGCUCCGUGACCCGGGAGAGGAGACGAACGGAGCUCCGUCACCGACAGCCGCGGGAGCCCACAUCCCCGCCAGCCAGCCCCGCCACCGCCACAGCUCCAACAGGCAGCGCGAGCCCCGAGACUCUCUCUCCCUUGGUGAGGAAGAUUGUCGUCAAGGUGGCUCGCAUACCUGUCAGCCUGAGCCGCAGACAGAAAAGCUACAAGAUUUCCAAUUUGGAGACUUUUACAGGGACAGAAAAACGCAAUGAUGGCAGCGGGGACGACCACCGAAACAGCCUGUGCCAGGAAUACCGGGAGAGCUUCCAAAUGCCGGGAAUGCUGGCGGUAAUGGAGACCAGCCCAAGAAGCCCCAGAGCCCCCCGCCACUGGCCGCUGCUCUCCCCCACGCUGCUGGACACCCACUCCCCCCAUCCCGCCUCUUUUGGCCACUACUCAUCUGGCUACUCCUCCUCUUCUCCGGCAGUGCCACAGAGAUCCUCAGAUUGCAGCUUUGCAUAUGGAUCUGGACACAGCAGUGUUAAGGCCUCCACUGUUGGUCAAAUGGGUUAUUCGAGCUACCAGGCAGCGGCCAGGCGAGGCUUUGGUGGAUAUCCUGCAGCAGGUCAUUCCUCCAUGCUGCGGGGGGAGUCGACAGGACCCACAUCACCAGGAGGAGGAUACAUGUCUGUGGCCAAAAGUAGCCCCUUCAGCUCCUCUCCAGAAGGUUACAAACAGUACAACACCAAUCAGUGGAGCUACAGACAAGGUUACGGUGGCUGGCCAACAGACGGCUUUGGGCCUCAGUAUCACGGCUACAGUGAGUAUGGCUCCAGUGAGUCCAAAGACAUCUUGGAUAUCUCCAACUACACCCCCCAGAAGGCCAAGCGUCAACCUUUUCCUGAAAGUCUCUCAGAAUCCUCCUCUGACUCCUCACAUCUCGGCUCUGCAGCCACUGGUAGUGGACCCAGCUCCACAUGUGGCACCUACAAAUUGAAUGAAGCUGCUUCUGGCGCGGGAACGAGCAAACCCGGCCGAGGUCGAAGGAAACGGACGGAGACACAAGUGGAAAAAGAAGGUGGCUCUGCUUUACAAUCUGAUUCCCCAUCUAGCCCCUCCCCAACGCCUACAGCUGGACCUAAGCGGGGAGGGGUUGGAGGACGGGGCCGAGGGUCUAGAGGAGGCAGAGGAAGUUUAUCUCCAUGCCAGAGAGAGAGGCCUUCAGGGGCCAAAGGCAGGGGCAAGGCUGCCUCUUCAUCUGGAGCCGUGAGUGCUGGAGGUCCAGAGGGGUCUGGGCUGUUCCAGGAGGGGUUGGACUAUUACAGUGGAGACAGUAGUAGCCUCUCUCCCCUGGCCACUCCCAAUCCUGCACCACCUUCCAGCUACCUCCAGGACCCCUGUGAGUACCCUUCCCCUUACACUGCCCACCCCUCCACACCUUCCUCUGAGGAGCGAUAUCCAGCCUUAUACCCUGGAGAAUCCUCCUCCUCCCUCUCACCAAGUGUCUCAUCUCCCCCGUACCCUCCCAAGCCCACCCCUCCUCCACCCCAGUCUUACCACCCCGUCCCCUCCAGGACAUUCUCCCCCUCCUGCUCUCCCUCACCACGGAUAACACCGCUCUGCGCCACAGCACUGAGUCCCUCACAUCGCCCUCCUCCAAAAGACCCACAGUUCUCACAGUAUGACUCUCCCAGCUACUGCAGCUCUCCCUAUUGGUACGGACAGACAUCGCACAGCGGCAGCCCCAGCCCGCACACCCACAGCACACACUCAAACCCAGCCGCGCACACACACAGCAACCCGCACACGAGUCCUCAUGGAAACACACACGGAAAUCCGCUCGCUGGCCCAAAUGCGAAUACCCACACACACAUGAUACCGACCCUCCAUGACACACACCAUCACAACACACAGCCGCACACCAACACCCAUCCCACCUCACUGCUCCAGAGUAACCUCCUCUCCCACUCCAACCCCCACACCAACAAUCAGCCCCACCACAAUACACACACCAACCCCAACUCUCACCUAGCCGCCCACACACACUCCAACCCCGGUAACAGCCUCCACUCCCACUCAACACCUGUGCUUUAUGAGGAGUGCAGCCCUCCCUCGACCUUGCCCCCCCACAAGCGGGAUCUGACCCCCCACAGUAUGAGCACAGGCCACCGCCAGGGCCCCUUGCCUCACUCCCCAUACCCCAAACCUCCCCUGGAUUCCUCGCCCCAUCAGGAGGACACUGGUGGCUACUCCUUGUCCCACCAAUCCUACCAGGGCAUUGGACACCGCUACCCCUCCCAAGCGGCUCAGGGAGGCGGGGUCCUGUGCCAGCUCCUGGACACAGCCAAUGACGACAGCUUCAGCGUCACCAGCCUGUAACAGCAGGUGCACUCAAUACAAGCUUUUACAGAUCUUCAAACAUUUUUUCUUCUUUUUUUGUUAAGGAGACUUCUUUGUGUAGAGUUUGUGAAAUGAAGGGUGAGAAUUUAGCUUCCAGCUAUGGACAGUGAAGCUUUAAUUCUCCAGCAUUGACAAUCAAUAUCAAAUGCAAUUUAAACACCCGAGCAUGCACACACACACACACACACACACAGAAACAGACACACACAAACACAGACACGCAUGUGCAGAUUAAUACACUACCUAUACAUGGGCAAUCCAACAUGUGAACACUCACUCACACUCUCUGCUGGAACGAGGGCAUGGCCAAGAGGAGCUGACUGAAUACCAGACGCUGAUGGACAGAGACAAACCUAUUUCCUCGCCCCUUCAAGUCCUGCUUUGAUACACAGAGGACUCCAUUUCCCAGAAGUCUGUAUGUCGCCAAACCUUUCUGGUCCUGUUCUGUACAUCUGCAAUAUGGACGAUCACACAACUCUCUUUCUCUUUCUUUCAUCUGUUUGCUUUCAACCUCCCAUCCUCUGCUAAACCAGCAACUGUGUUCUGCACUCAACCGUCACUCACCCUGCAUUUCUGUCUUGUGCCCGAACGUGAACCGCAUCUGAGCCUGAAUCAACUUUUUAAAUACCAUGAGCCUAGCAAAUGUCCCGCUCUGUGCACUCCUUGUGUUGUGUCCCAUUAGAGAAAAGUGGACUGAACCAGUUUCUGCUCUUGAAAUACCAGCAUCUGUACAUAUGACUCCAGCUCCAAGCCAGAAGCUCCCUCUUCAUUUUGAGGGUCCGUCAUCAACAUGCUCUCCUCAGCGUUCUGCCAUGUUUACUCUGCUCUGGGGGGAGAGCGGACUGCAGCAUGGAGACCCAACAUCCUGUGUUUUAAUGUUUUAACUACAAGGGAAAGAGACAUUGAAAUCACACAGUGGCCCCAAAGAGACUCUCGUUUUCUGUGUGCGAAUGUGAGACAGAGGACGCUGUGUUUGUGUGACUGCAGUAAUGCAUGUACUUGUGUGUAUGCGUGCAUUUAUGUGAGUGUGAGUGUGUGUGUGUGUGUGUGUGUGCCUAUGGGGUCAAAAGGAGUGAAGCUCCCCAGACACCAAAGUCUUGGCAGGGUCUCAUUCUUUCUUUCACUCUCUCCCUUCUUUUUUCUGUGGUCUUGUGUUGUUUUGUGGUUUUUGUGAUGAAAAAAAUUGUAUAUCUGUCUGUUACAUAUCAUGUAUGUAUCUGAGGUGCAAAAUAUUUAAAUACACAUUCUGUUCUUGCCAUUGGUAA
Pseudoliparis swirei is the source of this 3662-nucleotide messenger RNA. It is a transcript of the gene ahdc1, whose product is annotated as AT hook, DNA binding motif, containing 1. NCBI's taxonomy places the organism in Eukaryota, Metazoa, Chordata, Actinopteri, Perciformes, Liparidae. The transcript is spliced from 8 exons. The coding region runs from base 1 to 2376 and encodes 791 amino acids. The record is from RefSeq and is a predicted model, not a curated record.